CUUGAAUGUUACUUGUGCAAGCCUGUGGUUUACCUCUUCUGUUUACUUCUGCUGAGGAACUCUACAUAGCCUAUAACAAUAUCUCUGACCUGAGCCAACUGAGCUUGUUGGAACACCUUGAGGUUUUGGACUUGGAAGGGAACAAUAUCGAGGACAUCAACCAGAUGCUGUAUCUGGGACUUUGUUACAAGCUGAGCAGCCUGACAGUGGAGGGCAACCUUAUUUGUCUGAAGCCAAAUGCAGAGUCUGCAGAGGGACCAGAUUAUAAUUACAGAGUUGAAGUGAAAAAACUCAUUCCCCACUUGGAAUAUUUGGAUGAAAUACCAGCCAGCCAAACUGUUAUACCUCCUUCUAAGAAGAUGAAUAAGGACUGGCUAAUCAUCAAGGAAUCCAUCAAGGAAGGUGGUUUUGCUGGAGAUAUUUCAUGGUUGGGAUUCAGCCAAGUUAUAUGUGGGAACCCUAUCAAGGCCCUUCGUGCAAGGAGACAAAAGCUAGGUCCAUCUGCCGUGAGCCCUUUGAAACUGUGCAGUCUGAGGGGGGAAUACUCUCAUGCCUCUGAAGAAGAAGGUGAUCUGAGCCAGGAAGAUGUUUUCACUGAACUGAGAGUGUGGAGAGAAAAGCAUAAACGGUGCCUGCAAGUGGUUCAGCAAGAAAAGUCCCCCCAAGUACUGAAGGCAACUCUUAGUGAUGAGGAAGAGGAUGAAGACUGCAGCCUGGCUGACAACUGCGAAGAUGAAUUGAGGAAGACUUAUGAUGAGGACCUCACUGAAAGGAUUUCACUUGAUUCUUUCCGUUCCUGUCUUUCCCAGUCAUCCUCAGAUUCGUCACGUACUCAGGAGUGGACAGUGUUCUCCAACCCAAACCGUUGUCUAAUUCCUUCUCCUCCAAAAAGCCCUUCGCCUGCAUCUGUACUGGGUGUUGCAGCAAGUCCCUGGAAAAUGAGGAACCACAGGGUAAGACACCUAAAAAUACCCAACCGAGAGGAGGACAGGCAGCGGACGCAGCUUUGCCAAUCGAGGGCUGGUCGAGAAACAUCAGCUGAGCCUCUGGGCGAGGAACUUGCUCUCCUGAGCCUGCACAGCGCACCUGCUGUAUGUGAGGCUUUCCCUUCCCAAUCACAAGGGCAACACCAGCCUGGUGGGAGCACUGGCAGGCUGAGACCUAUUUCAGGACCAGCAGCUGUUGGAUCAACGAGUGUCAGGCCCACCAUGGAUAAGAAUGCACCCAGAAUGAUCAGCCAUCACCAACCAGUCGUACACUCGUCCACAAGAACCGCAGGGAAGUUUGGGCUGACGAAUGCAGCUUGGCCCCUGACUGCAAGGGCUGUGCUGCAGAAGUUGCCAGACAGACCCAGUGUCUCGACAACAUCUCAGAGCAAGACUCCCCAGUCCUAGAAGACAGCCCACGCGGCUACGUGUGUUGGAGCCACGCACACAGCAGUCUUCAGUCACUGGAUGCGUUCCUUACGCUUGAAGGACUGAUGCUAUCUUUCAACUUUGUCUGCAAGCUAAACACAGAGCUGUGCAAGCAGAGCGCUUUAAACAAAUGGCAUGAUUUGCCUCAAUUAAGGCUACAGCUGGUCAGAAGUGCUUUCUUUAAAGAGCACCUGCUGAUCAACAUAACAGCUAAUCAACCUCUUAUUACAGAAAACACAGUUAUUUUUACAGCUUUCAUGUACUAAAACAGAACAAGUCUUUAGUAUAUUUCCACUUUUUCACAUCAUGCCCUGCUCUGUGAGUAAGGGCAGCAUCACUGUGAAUAAGGCAGUGAUAAUAAACCAGACAGGGCUUAGUCUGCAGUUGCCAAAGUGGGCCAGAGAAGGUGAGGGACAUGGGGCAUUCCCUCUUACAGUCGGUAGCCUGGUCUAGAAAUGGCCCUGGCAGUGUCUGCUGCAGUCCUAAACAUUUAACAUGCAAGGUACAGAGGCGAGAGUUCAAGGGGAAAAGAUGACCUGAGCAUGUUGCAAGGCAGAGGUGUGUUGCCCAUGUCCCCAAAAGAGGAAGAAUCCAGCAUGCAGGAUGCCGAAGUGGUUUCAGAGCUAACACCCUCUGGCCCUGUGGGAGCUCAGCCUGUUUGUGAUCAUCCAGAGUCCCUGCUGUCUGCAUCGCUAUGGGUGGGAACGCUGAAGAAGUGGCUCAUUAUGCAUUAACGUGUUUAUCUGCUCAUUAGCUGCCUGGAAGGACUUCUCACGUUGCCUGUGGACAGGCAUUGCAUAUCAGAAUUUCAUAAGUAGAGAUGACCUCUGUAAACAAGUUGUGUUGUGUCAGAGCCUCCUUUGCGUGUGCCUUUGGAGUAAAUUUUCCACUUCUGGUGUUUUUAGAUCAAACAGACUUUACAAAUUCUGACUAAAUUACUUUAAAUGAUACAGCAGCUAAGACGAGGUAGGGGUGUAAGGAAACAUCUCCUGUUUUUCAAUAGGGUAUUUGUUUUAUAGGUGGGUGAGAUUCAAAACAGCUGUUUUAGUGACUGCAGACUGUGAGAUACUGAUCCAAGUGAGUAGGCCUUACAAUUGUAUUGAUGCAGUCUGAAGCCAAGCAUCAUCACAUUUUUUUUCUAAUUUAAAUUACUCUGUUAGAUAUCUACCUUUAAAUCAGUUGAUAAAGCAGUAAUUACAUGAUGAGCGAAUGAAUUGUUUGAUGUCAUCUUUCUACUGGUCAGCUUAAAGGAAACGAGCAGAAUAACAGAGAAAGCCCAAAAACUUCAUCUUGUCCUGGUGUACUUGCACCAGUUUUUCCUACAAAACAGUUUGGAGGCGGCAGCCACUUUGCACAGUCUCAGUGGGCACUUGAGGAAACCAGCCAUCAGAAGCAUUAAAAACGAUGUGACAUGUGAUCCCAUGAAACACUAUGGAUGCAGGAAGGAUUUCCAGUCAGAUAUUGCCCAACAACAGUGCCUGUGUCAUUAAACUGGCUUCUAAAAUUGACUGUUUGCCAGUGCCACUUGACUAUGAGCCAGAAAAAAAAUCUGACCUUGUAAAAGAAAGAAGAAAGUGGCAACAUAAUUUUUGGAAGUGCUCUGCACUCUCCCUGUCUGCUUGAAAUCUGCAGCCCUCUCUGACACUCAGCACUGGUAACAAUUAGGCCCUUCUCUAUGGCAAGGGUAGUAUCCAGUGGGUGAUGGUUAGGACUGUGUUCUCCAAAUAUUCAGAGGGGCGAUAUUCCUUCUCAAGUUGCAUGCUUGAUUUCAAAGCAGCAGAAAAAGCAUAAGUGGGUUUUUGUAUAUGGAAAUUGGGCAGCUAGAGUGGUCUGCACCUGUGCAUUUGCAGAUGCAAAUGCGUCCGGGUACAGAUUUCCGGGUACAGAUUUGGAAACUACUCUCAAAAACGUCUAUGAGCUUUUUUCUCAGCAAACACAGAUUGGCUCUGUUGGUGCAAGGAGCUGCUUUGUGGUGGUGGAGAGGGCAUGGAGAAACGAUCAAAAAAAAAAAAGUUUUUUUUGUCCUUGAAUUGGUAAAUUACCAUGAGCUGCCUGACAAGGGGAGAGGAAAAGAAGUUUGAAUAAUAUACGGUUGGGUGUCCUCCGAGCAGUCCUCUCUGUCUGCUUUUUGUCACCAUUUAUGUAGUGAAAGAGACCCCAAUACAGACUGUCCUGCUGCCUGUCCAGUCUUCUCUUCUGUCCCAGAAGUUCAGAAUUGAACCAGCAAACCCUCUUCCCAAGCUCUGCUUUCACACGUGGGAAAUAAGAGCCUCGUCAAAAGUGUUCUUGCUCAGGGUUUCCUGCUUUAACUUCCCGUCAGAUAUCCCAGUGGUGACUGUCAGGGGUGCAGGCAACGUGCGACCUUUAAAAGAGCCACCCCAGCCGGUACUAACUGGGUGGAACAGCCGACACGCUCGUGUGCCCUGUAUGGGUGUACACAAUGCGUAUGAAAAGAAUCGGGACGUGAUGUCCUUUCUACCUAUCGGUUACUGCAUCAGCUGGUGGGACGGUAUCCUCACAGGGGCCUAUUGAUAGCGACGGGGAAUGUAAGACGGGAACUCGAAACCAUAUUUGGAUCGAGUGCUCCUCUGUCCAGUCAGUGCUACUGCAGGGACUGAGGUACCUGGGGCUGCCUUGGAGGUGCGAGAAGUGAAUAGGUUAGCGUGAGCAUUGUGGCAUGUUCUAGCAGAUGCAAAAUGUUUGCUCGAGUGGGACUGUCCUGCAGCAGAAAGCAGCACUUCAGGAGCUGGGGGCCCUGGGAUGCACUGGGAAAUGUUUCCAGAGCAGUAUCCUGAUGCCGCAGUUCCUGCUUUAACCUCUGGGUUAUAGGCAGAAAAGUGAAAGCACUGGGCAACUCUGUUCUCAGGCUGUUUUCAGCUGACCCCACAGGCAGGGAGGUCAGGGUGCCCCUGGGGCAUCGGGCUGAUCUGGGAGCCAUGCUGGGUGUCAAGCCACACUGCUGGCUGCGUGCCCAGAACACACCAACAAGAGGCAAAAGGACGAUGCUCCCCCUCUCAAAUAACAACGCUUAGCUCUUGCAGGUUGCUUUCCAGAGGUGGAUCUCUAGCUAUGUUACCAAGCAAGGCAGGGGUUGGUAUCCCCACCUCAGGGAUACAGAGGAAGAUGAAGCGACCGGCACAAGUCUUGGCAGCAGAGCAGCAGCACAGGCUGGAGCAAAGGAUGCAGCCUUGAAGAGUGGUGAUGAUCAGGGAAUAUGUUGGAACGGGCAUAUGCCUGCAUGCAUGGAUCUAUGCACACAAGCCACAUGUGGGAAACGGACGGAUGGAGGUUUACCCGGCUGCAUGUGGCAGCACAUAUCGCUUCAGCCUGUUUCUGGUGAGCAGUGUAACAGAGAGGCCCUGCCUUCCCUCUCGGGACGCUCACAGCGCUGUGUGCAGGUGUGCGGUACUGUCUGGUGUCCUGCCGCAUCCGCGAGGAGGCCGCAUGUCGCUGCCGGGGACAGCGCUCCCCUCAUUUUAGUGCCAGCGACCUCCCUGAUGGAGCGGGUGGGGGGAGCAGGCAGGGCACGGCAACUGCAGGACAUGCUCUGGGGUUUUGUGUGUAUUGAUGUGGACGUAGGUCUGCUGCCCAGCAGGGCAGCGACAGCUGGCUGAGCCUGUUCAGUGCCGAGUGGUCGGUAGCACAGGGACCUGGGCAUCCUGCUCUGUCCACCCACCUGCUGUACAGGAGGAGCGCUCCGGUGAGAAGUGGAUGGUGCUUGAGGGCAUCUUUCUCAGUUUCGUCUUUGUUUUCCUCUUACCACCUUUGGGAUGAUCUGACUGGGUAGGCUUGCUGGCAGGGCUGUCAGAAGAGCUCUUCCUUUGGCUGUGAAAGACAAGGUCAGCUCACAAGCAGCAGCAUUUCUUUAAACCUUCCUGUUCACUUCUUCUGGUGUUUCCAGAUCAAACUCAAAUAUCCAAAUGAGUAUCCAGAGCCUGGGCUGUGCUGGGAAGGCUUCAGACUGUGCUGCUAUGGAAAGGAGCCUGCCAGAAAUGCGAUUUUACUGAGUGAUCCUAGGCGCACGCUCUUAGGUUUCGGCAGUCUUCCUUGCUCUAGGAGCCUGGCUCUGUCCAGUUAAGGCCUGCAGUGCCUGUAGCUGUGUGCUGGGGAGGAUAUUGCCUCCCGACCCCUGCCACCCCCAGCUUUCCCCACUUCUCCCACACGCAGCAGCCUCCCCAUAGCGCAGCUUCCCUGCAGUCUGCCUGAGCUGCCUUCUGCCAGGGCCGCUUUCUCCCUGCCUGCACCAAGGUGUGAACUGCAGCUGUGGCUUUAACUGGGCAUCGCGAACCCUGUGGGUCAUGGGGGCUUCCAGGCAGCCUGCAAACAGUGACCACGGGGCCCGCAUCCCAACGUCUCCCAUUGCAUGGGAGAAGCCCCACAGAGGCUCCUUUUGCUUUCCUGGUUAUAUAUGUUUUGCUCUGUUUUUUUACCUGGUUUUCAGUGCUGCAGAGAUGCCUGUGCUCUGCCUGUGAGGAAGCUCAGCAGCUGCUCUCUGGUCUGUCUCUUGAUCGAGUGGGAACUUGUCCACUGAAAGGUCCAUCUUAUCAUUGUAGGCGUCUGCAGCCACCAUGUGUCUGUGUGGAGCUGUGAACUCCGACAAAAUCUUGGAUAGCCCAGGUGGAGUGAGAAAAGAGGGAGAGAAUUAAUCUCCUUUGGCAAUUCUCAUCCCCUUGUGGCGCAGCCAGGUGGGUUGACUCUCGUUGGUGACCCUGCAAUGCUGCCGGCUGCUGCACCAGCUUGCAGGGCUGCCAGCCGCGCUGAGGGCAGGGAAGGGCACGUCCUGGCAACGCUGCACCAGGAUUGUGCCCUCGUCAUAUCUCCGGCCGAGGGAGAUGGGUUUGGCGCCUGGGCCCGCGGGGCAGAGGGGCUGUAAUCCUGCCCUGGGCUGCCACAGAGCUCUGGGGCUGGAGGCCAUGGAGUAAUUGCUGGCCCUGAGAGCGCUUGUCUGGGAAGCUGGUCUCAAUUUUUAAACAUAAUUGCGCCCCAUCCCUCCUGAGCAAACACUGCAAUCCUGUCGGCACUAAUUGAUAUUUGUUUAGGCAGAGAAUAAUCCUCCUCCUUCUUAGGUGUAAACGACACCCCAGCUCAGGUCUUUGAGAGGCUGGUGCUGCCUCAUGGAAACUGCCAUAUGUGAUUAAUUGGCCACGAAACAGGAAGAUGCUAAUCAGCUGCUGUACAAGGCUGCAGAGGCUGUUGUCUGUAAUUACCCAUCCUGUCUAGCAGCAAAUGAGCUUGACGGAUGGAAGAAGUCCCUGAGACAGCUCCACGGUGCCUUUCACGCCCCCUCGCUGCCUCCAUGCACAGCCCAGCUACUCCCGGAGGCAGGGACUCAGCGGCUUGUGCAGAGCGCCUGGGAGCUGCCUGUCACCCGCACAGCCCCGAGAUGCUUGGAAGGUUUUAACAAACAGCUUGGUUUUAGCAGCGCUAGUUCAGCUGUGGAGCUGGGCCAGAAACCUGGGCUUGGUGUAUGUCAUGGGAAAAGAGCGGGAGCUUUUCUCCAGGCUGCCCCCUGGGUGGCUGCCGCAGCAGCACUCCCCCUGCCCAGGCUGGCAAACCUGCCGCUGCCCUUCCACGUGCCGCAGGAGUGCAGCAGGGACUCCCAGCAAAGGGUGGCUCUGCGUGCCUUUGAGAGGUCCCCAGACUGCCUGUUACUUGCUAGCUCCCCCUGACAGCCAGGCAGGCUAUGGGUGCAGCUGGCCUGAGCGAGGCCACCCAAAGGAGGGGGGUCUCAUGGCGUUCAUGCCUGCUCAAAUGCCCGUGUCCAGCCCCCUGGGCUCUUGCCAGGGGAGGACCAUGCUGCCCUUGCCCAGCGCCCUCACCUGGCCUUGGCAGUCUCUGAGGACGGUGGUGCACUCUGGGCCUGCUCGGAAAUACUGACUUGCCUUCAGCUUGGCAUCUUCAGCGGGCUCAUGGGUGGAACUAGUCUCUGCAGGCCAGACCUAGGGACAGGACAGGUCCUGGUGUACAUAUCUCUAUGCCAGCCCAAAUGAAAACCAAUGACCUGGGCUUUGCAGGUGGACCAGACUCAAGCGCAGGAGAGGGGACAGCUGCUCUGCUUUCAGCCAGGGACCUUUGGUGGCCAGAGCAGCCAUAGCUCAAUGCUUGGUAACGCAUGUUCUUCCUACUCCUGCCCUCUUCCAACCCAACGGGACCUUCUGUGGGUUCUGCACACUAGCCAAGGGGGUGCCUUCAUCUGCUGUACGCCCAGUUGGGCUUUCAGCCCCCUUUUAGGGCUUGCUACUCCCCGAAGAGUUUGAAGGGCCUAGAUGUAGGGCCCAAAUUAUUUCCCUGUCUCUGGCCUCCUCACCCCAUGUGGAAGGGUGCUCUGCUUACGGUAACAUGAUGCCGUGGGGGAAGAGUGGUGUCCACAGGGAAGCGGUAAAGGGAUAGGGGAAACCCGCCAACCCACUGCUGGAUGACGUAGCCGCUGAUGUCUAUGGUGAUACGGGAGCAGCAGUUGAGGAUCCGAACAAAGUUGCCCUUGGGAUCCACAGUGACAAUCUUCAGGAAGUUGGUGUCGCUGGAUGGCCUGGGAACACGGAGCUUCGGUGAGGAGGUGUCCCUGGAGCCCAAACCCUUCUGUGAUAGGAGAAAACAGCUGCGACCUCCGGACAAACUCUAGACCCUGCACAGCUCGAGUCCCAGUUUCUCCUUCCGUGUUUACCAUCCUCUCUGGCGGCAGCAGAGCAGAAAGAGCCACCUAGGGGUUGACCAUUCCUCUGCCGGCCCUGCAGCUGUGGCUGUCCCAGCUCGGCGCUGGGCUGCUGUGACUACUCUUUCUCCGACAGCGCUGCUGUGCCUGGCAUAGCUGGACUGCAGGACUGACCUUGGAGAAGGCAUCCAGGAGGCUCACGUGUUUGGGGAUCCGCUGCAGUGACAUGACGCUGAGCUCUGAAAUCAGGUUCUUGCUUCCUGCCUCUGACCAAAGCUACGGUGGAAAGGCAGAAGCAGCAGAUUGUGACACCCGACCGUUGCCGUGGAAAAAGCAGAAUCUGGCGUGAAUUAACAUCAGUGCUGGUGACACCGUGGAAAGCGUGAGUAAGACGAAUGCGGUGUCUUUGCUUCUCCUGUGCUAUGGUGUUGGUGCAAAAGCGAGUUCAUCCAGAUCACUUUGGUUUAGGGGCUCUUAUAUCCCUCUAACACUGCAGGCUGCGGCGGGUUUUGAUAAGGAUGAUGCUGAAAUGGAGCAUGGAGCAGGCUCUGGAGGGCUAAACUCUGCUGUUUGAUGGUGAGCAACAGGAGCUGCAAAACUGGACUUGUGUAAUUAAAGGUUGCUUCUUGCCUUAGGCUUCGGCUGACCCCAGAGACACCGUCAUUAAAAAGAUAGGGGACUAUCAGGCCACAACGAGGCUGCCCGUGUCUGGUGAUCCCCGGACGCCUGUGUCUCUUGGCGAUCCCCGACAUCCCUGCGCAGCGGGUCCUGCCUGCAUCCAGCCCUGGCGCUAUUCGCGUUGCAGUCUUUGGUCAACGAAACCUCUCUCCCACAAGCGCUUCUCCAGCAGAGAUGAAGUUUUAGGGAGAUGUGUUAAGGCAGCCAGCUCCGUGGCGAAGUUGGCGAGACAGGUGAGUCGCUGCUUGGCACCAGCUUGCCUGGCGUCGCCUCCGGCCUGAAAAGGCUGCGCUCCGCUCCCCAAGCGCUGCCAAAAGGCCAGGCAAAAAGAGCCGUUUCCUGGCUGUUGGGCCUCGGCUUUCACCACAUGAGGAGUGCAGCGCUGAUUUUCAACGGUAGAAGGAUCACCACUCCCAACCAGGUAAUUCUGCUUGCUUUUCACCCUCUCAAACGCAAAAUUUGCCAAAAAAUGCAAAAAGCGCCACGGAGCCGAUCUGACAGGGCUGGGUAUGGUGUCAGAAGAAAUAAAUAGCGACUUUCUCUUCUGCGGUUUCUGUAAAGCUCUGAUUAGGCAGGGUAGGGAGGGUGCUUUGUUUCUGCCUUUUCCACAUCGUCUUAUUUUUCGGGGCAGAAGCCUCCCCCCAGGCACCCUCGUUGCAGCGGGGCUCUCUGCAGCGCUGCACACAGGCUGUCGAAGCCUUGCACCGCUGCAAAGCCGACAGCAGCCGUAGGCGUGCGCCUGCCCUGCCGACAGUGCCUGCGUUCACUUUUGGCAAUCCCAGCUGUAGCCAGGCUGCCUGUGCUUUUCACUCCCUUUUGAAUGCUUGGCUUUAAUGAGAGAUCCAAAUAUUCAUCUCUUCCUCACCUGGAAACGUGUAUGGCAGUGAGCAGCAUCUCACCCUGCUCCCCAGCCUCGUCCUGCAGGGAUCCUGCGGAGGGACCGAUCCGGAGGAAGGGCAGGGCGGCUGCACUGCCGCCGGGUGCAACGCCACGUGCCGCGGCGACACCUCCCACGUGGCAGCAGGCAGCCCUGCGAAGAGGCGGCUCGAGCAGCUUGUACCGGUCUCGCGCUUUGCUUUUACUCUCCAAAAAGGCAAAGUGAUUUUUUUUUUUUCCUUGAAGCUAGCUGUCUCGUAGCAAAGCCCUAGUGGAAACCCAGCAGCUCGAGCGCUUGCUGCAGUACAAACGCACGGGGUUGGCACUGCGUCCCCUGCCUCGCUGAGCCCAGGCUCAUCUGCAGCAAAAUCACAGCGCCUCGUCUCCAUGCGAGCUUUGCAGCGGGGUAACUGCAGCUGUUCGGUUAUUGGUUUCUUCGUUUCCAUCUCUUUGAUGGUGUGCCACCGCUAAUCUGAUCUCAGAGAGGCAGGAUAAGGCAUCAGCAAUGAAAUUGCAAUCUGCUGUGCCUCUCUAUGAGGAGACGGGCUCGUUUCCUAACCUUGUCUCCAGCCUGGCAGUUUUCUAAGGAAAUCUUCCAUCGCUUUGAGAGCACCGGAAAAAUUAUCCUGAGACUAACGCUGGGGCUAUCAACAGUAGUGCAAGGCUAAAUGCCCCCGGUGUAAAGGGAAGUGCCCAGAUCUGGGCCACAUCACUGUUCGUUGUUCAUCUUUCUUGAAAUGCACGGCCAAAAGGAUACAGCAUGUUCUCCGAAAGGCCGUACCAGCGCUAAACAGAGAGCUCUGCGAGCAGACCCAGUUUUACGCGCUCCAGCGUGGCACUAUUAACUCGUAUCAUCUGUUACGAUCGAGAGAAGCUUUUCUUUCUCAACAGCUACUCUCCAUCCUCUAUUUCUCUAACCAGUUAUUUCAGCGAAAGCAUCGUGCCUUGCAUUUAGCUCUAUUCAGUUAUGUCCUGAUUUUUUUCUUUUCUUUUCUUUUCCAGAUCAUUUCUCCAAUUUGUCGAGACCGUUUUGAGGCGUAAUCCCCUUCUCAGACUCCUUUGAAGUGCGAAGACAUUCAGCCUACGACAGAAGCGGGAACCACCUGCACAGUUUGGGUCCUGAGGUGAACUUUGCUAGAGGUGAGGUUGUAAUCUGAAUCUGUCCUGAGGAACAAUAACUUUUUAUUAAAAAGAAAACAAAACAAAAAACAGUUUUGUUACAAUUUUACCUUCCUCUUGGCCCCACUGUGAAUCUGCUCUCCCUGCUCCGUCCUAAUCUUUUCUUUGGCAGCUAAAACUAUUAUCUUUAUUGUUCCAGGGUUUGGCUUCUUCCUGUUAAAUCUCCUAAUUGGAUUUUUACCCCCCCCCCAAUCUAUUUAGUUUCUCCUGUGUGUGCACUAAACCCUUUAAGCCUUCAGCACCUUGCCACCUCUGCCGUGCUGUCCGCUUGCCCUCCCUUCUCCCCGUGCUGCUCUGCUUUAUAUCCCUCUCUCAGCAGCAUCGCUCGUUCCCCCCCUCCACGAAUAGCUGAGCUGGUGUUUGGCGACUUUAGUGUAACUCCUCUUUCUAGUUUGCGUGGCCAAGGCUUUCCUAAGCAACGGCUGCCGUCUCUAAUCUCACCGUCAGUCAAUAGCGAGUGUGUCAUGAGUCUCCUUCGCUAUCUGUAGGGCACAAAGAUUCAUUUGGGUUUUAGACCAGAAUAAGCAAAAUGGCCCACAGCGCUCUUAAAAGGAGGUUAGCAGGGGAUCCCGGCUUGUGGCGAGGGACUGGGAGAGCCCAGGUGCUUUAUUCUGGUCCCCUCGCGGAGACCUCGGGCUGAUCUAGAAGGAGUUUUCUCUUUUUUCCCUGCCCUGGGAGGGGGGAGUGAGGGGACACCAGCCUGAAAUCACUUCUGAAUGAGCCGUGUCUGGCUAGACCAAGGUUUUCAAGGGAACCCAGUGAUUUGGAGUGUCAUAAUUGUAGGCAUCCUUUAAAAAGCUUUUUUUUUUUUUUUUCCCCAUUUUGGAAAGAGGGUAUCUGAGCGGGGCAGUCAAGGGCAGAGGCAAUCUGAAGUCCUAGCCGUGAGCAGCGAAAGGCAGCUCCUUCGUCCACCGUCAUCUCCUACAAUGGAGGGGAGGGACAAAUCCCUCAGGAUCAGGCGUUGGUCCAUGUUUCUUGCUGUGUCUUAAGAGUAUCAGCAGCCACAAGAGGUGGGACAUGGUAGUCAAGUUCCUUGCUCUCUACGGCCUGCAGGUGUGCGCCAAGUCCUUCGAGUGCUGGCCAGCCGCAACGGGAAGCCGUGACGGGAGCUCGAACGGAGGGGCUUUGGGUGUCCUGUCCCUGGAGGAAGAGGGGCCUGAGUUUUGUAGCCCUAGCUGCAAAACUGACCUCCCGGGAAGGGGAUGGAGCUGAGACAACGUCUUGGUGCAGUUGGCUUGGUUUUCCCGUCAGCCCCCGUGGGGAUGCAGCGCCGUGACGUCCAGGCAGCCGGGAUCCCGGCUGGUGACGCGGCAUCGUCGUAACAUAGGGCACUGUAAAGCAAACUCCCCUCCAGGCGUCAACUGAGGCAGGAGCGUUUGUACCCGUGUCGGGCCGGGGCGGGCCGAGAUGCGAGUGUAAAAGAGGGAGAAAGUAGGAGAAUCGACGGGCUCAGGUCCCGGCGCCCGGCUCUUGACCAGCCUUGCUGGACCCAGUUCCUCUCCUCCUUUUGUGCUUUUCCAGUCAUUUUAUGGCCUCGGGGCAUCCGCGUUUGUAACGCAGGAGCGCGUUGCCGUGGUUAAAGCUGCUGUUCCCAGCAGGGUUUGUCUCUUACCUGCGAGACGGAUAGAUACGGACUUACGGAUGCGCGGGAACGUGUGUCUUUGCCCUCGUUCCCGGUUCCCACCACGCACACGCGGUUGCCCUGGCAAAAGAAAAACGCUGGGGGAAGGCAAGGCCUUCGGGGGCCUGGGGAGAGAGGGGCAGUGCUGCCGUGGGGGAGCUUGAAGAUGAAAUGGGCUAGCCAGAAGUAUGCGGCAGAAGGGCUGAUCAUACCUGCCUGGCACGCCAGCCAGGGAUGAAGUUAGGGUUGGUAUUUUUAGGCUGGCACUUGGGAGCUGUCGGUACCUAUCGGCUGAUUCAGGAUAAUGGCUCUCCCAGAAAGACUGACAACGUUGCCGAGUUUUGUGGCUAAUGUUAUUACGCAAGCCUGAAAUUAAGAAUCAAAUCAGUACCGCCGGGGCCCUUGUCCAGCCCUCGAGGGAGGCCAGGCCCUCCAGUUAUGGUGGGUUUGUUCGUCUCCCUCGCUCUCCCCCCAGCGCUCAUGGCCGUUUAGCUGGGGAUUUGGGGCAGCUCCCAGAGAAGCGACGACCUCAAGGGAAACGGCGCCGUGUUGCUGCAUCCGGACGCGGCGUUAUCUCGGGGCGACGCCGAACCGGUGCACGUCGGCAGGCUGGGCGGGGACGUCAUCGCUACCAACGGCCAGAGCGGAUCUGGAAAAGCAAG
Struthio camelus australis is the source of this 13083-nucleotide messenger RNA. The record is from RefSeq and is a predicted model, not a curated record. Lineage: Eukaryota; Metazoa; Chordata; Aves; Struthioniformes; Struthionidae.